AUGUAUGGUGAUGAUCCUAUAGUGAUAACCAAUCUUAGAAGUCAACUGGACUAUGUGAAGAAUCUCAUGGAGAGACAUGUAAUAGCAGAAACAACUUUCACCGAAGGAAAUGAUGGUACAGUGAACAUCUCCGGUCCAUCAGGAAGCACGACCAUCCCAGGGGUAGAUUUUGUGGAAGAUCCGGAUGGUCUUCUUCCAAUUGUGCUAGAUGCAUUUAAUGAUACUUUUGAUACUGACUGGUUUAACAUAGAGAAACGUUUGGAACGACUAAAUAAACUUUCUACAAUGGAGAAGAAGAGGGACUUUAGAAACCAAGUAGAGCGUGUUCAAGCUGUCACAAGAGUUAUCAAGAAUAAGGAGGGACUAAUACUAGACCCAAGGAAUAGAUAUGUCAGGGAACUCAUCAAACGAUCAUCUGUAAGAACACUCAAGGAUGACACAGAGGUGUUGGUAUUUAGAAGUGAACAAGGUAUUGACAAAAGUGGCACACAAAUAAUGAAACGCGGUAAGACCAGUAAACCUGUGUACUCCAAGAACUCCAUUGCAUUAAGAGAAUAUAAGGACCUUCUAAAGAAAAUAAAAGAGGUACCUACGAAUCCCGACAAUAUAAUUGGAAGUGAUGAAUCAAUUUAUGAGGACACCAGAGAAAUGCCGCAAUUUGAUACCAGUGAUGAGGAAUACGCUGACCGUGAGAACAUUGAGUUAAUAGACAUAGGUGCACAAUUAGGAGAUCUUCCAGGGCUAACAAUGCAAGAAAACAAUGAACUGAGAGGUGUUCUUAACCCACCUGAUGGAUCAAGCAUAGAAGGCAGAACAGGUCCCAGUGGAGCGUUACAAGUUCAGGCUGACUACUUUAAUGAAGCUAUUGGUGAAACCGUGGAACGCGCCACCUCUGCGGAAGGUACGACUGAGUAUAACUCCCUCCUAGAAAGAAUUGACAGUUUGAAGGAAGCUAGGGAUAGGACACUAGAACAGAGAACAGUAGAGGAAGUAAGAGAGGCACAGUUGGAAGAUAUUUCUAGAUUACGUAAGUUUAUAGACUGGGUAGGAAAGGAAAAAGUGGGACUUGUAGGGAUAGCAGUGUCAACAGCUAGUUUAAUUACAGCCUUACUAAUCCAUGCUAGGGGAGCCAUUGUGAAGACAGCAAAGGCCACUGGUAAAGUAGCAAAAGCAUUAGCAAAUUUAGCAAAGAAAGCAGGACCAAUUCUAGUUCCAAUUCUGAACACCAUUGCAACGGCGCUAUCGUGGGGAGCCAAAGGAAUUGCUUGGUUAGCGUCACACUUAUGGGUACUAGCUGUAGCUGCAGCCUUAAUGGUAUACAACUAUUACAGCAAGUAA
Paramuricea clavata is the source of this 1338-nucleotide messenger RNA. The record is from the annotation of a GenBank genome assembly. Lineage: Eukaryota; Metazoa; Cnidaria; Anthozoa; Malacalcyonacea; Plexauridae.